Pteropus alecto (black flying fox) is the source of this 2157-nucleotide messenger RNA. It is a transcript of the gene CRNN, whose product is annotated as cornulin. The coding region runs from base 1 to 2157 and encodes 718 amino acids. Gene Ontology annotation, cellular component: cytoplasm. Gene Ontology annotation, molecular function: calcium ion binding. The record is from RefSeq and is a predicted model, not a curated record. The transcript has 3 exons. NCBI's taxonomy places the organism in Eukaryota, Metazoa, Chordata, Mammalia, Chiroptera, Pteropodidae. Gene Ontology annotation, biological process: regulation of phosphatidylinositol 3-kinase/protein kinase B signal transduction; positive regulation of cell cycle G1/S phase transition; cellular response to cytokine stimulus.
AUGGCCACCCGCUGCCAGGCCCGUCACCCUUCCCUGCUCCUGGCGGAGGUGAAGGUGUCUGGUGAAGAGCAGAGGAAGCCCCAGGACCCGGCCACUGUGGACGAAGUCCUGCGCCUGCUCGAUGAAGACCACACCGGGACGGUGGAGUUCGAGGAAUUCCUGAUCUUAGUGUUUAAAGUCACACAGGCCUGUUUCAAGACAUUGAAUGAGAGCCCUGAGGGAGCCUGUGGGACUCAGGAGUCCCAAAGCUGCGCCCCCCGGGCCUCGCCAGAGCAGGGGGAAGGACAGAGCAGUGGCCCAGAAGAGGGGAGAGCUGGGGGACGCCAGCAUCCCCAGGCGAGCAGCGGUGGACAGAGCGGGCAGGGAGAGACUGGGGCUCGGACCCAGGGCCAGGCCCCCGGCUCUGCUCAGGUCAGUCACCGUGACAGGCAGUCCGAGUCUCAGGGACAGCAGGGAGGGAGCCGACAGACACCAGCGAGGGGGCACGUGGAGCCCACCCAGAGAGCAGGAGAAGACCAGGGUUGUCGGACCAGAGACGAGAGGUCAGAGAGACAGUCACAGGCCAGGGAACAGGACAGAGCCCACCAGACAAGUGAGACCGUGACUGGAACCGAAACUCUAACCCAGACGGGUGCCACCCAGACCGUGGCGCGGGACAGGAGCCAGCAGUCAGGGGGCACCAGCUCCCGGUCACAGGAAUCCUUCCAUGGCCAGACCAGAGGGACUGAGACCCAUGGUCCACACAGGAGCCAGACAAGCCAAGUGGUGACCAGACCCAUUCCAACACAGACAGAGUCACAAAGCCAGACUGUGGAGCAGGACAGGAGCCAGCAGUCAGGGGGCACCAGCUCCCAGUCACAGGAAUCCUUCCAUGGCCAGACCAGAGGGACUGAGACCCAUGGUCCACACAGGAGCCAGACAAGCCAAGUGGUGACCAGACUCAUUCCAACACAGACAGAGUCACAAAGCCAGACUGUGGAGCGGGACAGGAGCCAGCAGUCAGGGGGCACCAGCUCCCGGUCACAGGAAUCCUUCCAUGGCCAGACCAGAGGGACUGAGACCCAUGGUCCACACAGGAGCCAGACAAGCCAAGUGGUGACCAGACUCAUUCCAACACAGACAGAGUCACAAAGCCAGACUGUGGAGCGGGACAGGAGCCAGCAGUCAGGGGGCACCAGCUCCCGGUCACAGGAAUCCUUCCAUGGCCAGACCAGAGGGACUGAGACCCAUGGUCCACACAGGAGCCAGACAAGCCAAGUGGUGACCAGACUCAUUCCAACACAGACAGAGUCACAAAGCCAGACUGUGGAGCGGGACAGGAGCCAGCAGUCAGGGGGCACCAGCUCCCGGUCACAGGAAUCCUUCCAUGGCCAGACCAGAGGGACUGAGACCCAUGGUCCACACAGGAGCCAGACAAGCCAAGUGGUGACCAGACUCAUUCCAACACAGACAGAGUCACAAAGCCAGACUGUGGAGCAGGACAGGAGCCAGCAGUCAGGGGGCACCAGCUCCCGGUCACAGGAAUCCUUCCAUGGCCAGACCAGAGGGACUGAGACCCAUGGUCCACACAGGAGCCAGACAAGCCAAGUGGUGACCAGACUCAUUCCAACACAGACAGAGUCACAAAGCCAGACUGUGGAGCGGGACAGGAGCCAGCAGUCAGGGGGCACCAGCUCCCAGUCACAGGAAUCCUUCCAUGGCCAGACCAGAGGGACUGAGACCCAUGGUCAACACAGGACCCAGACAAGCCAAGUGGCAACUAGACCCAUUCCAACACAGACAGAGUCACAAAGCCAGACCGUGGAGCAGGACAGGAGUCAGACCCCGUGCCACACCGGGCUUGGAGAGCAGGGACAGACCCAGAGGCAGUCAGGCCGUGGUCAAAGAGGGACAACAGACAGUGUCCGUGAGGCAGAAGGGUCAGAGCCGGGACAGGCCCAGCCCGGGGCGAGCGCCCUGACGGGCGGGCAGGUCGGGAGCAGCACUCCCCCGACGUGCAGUGUGACGGGCGGGCAGGGAGGGGGGCGGUCCUCAGUGGUUGAGCGGGAGUGGGUCGACGACCCCGCAAGGGAGACGGUGAUCGGGAGGCAGGACCGGGGCGGCCCGUGCGCCCACGUGCCUCCCGCGCCGGGCCGGGAAGGAGCCCAGCGGAAGUGA